Scleropages formosus (Asian bonytongue) is the source of this 4580-nucleotide messenger RNA. It is a transcript of the gene zbed4l2, whose product is annotated as zinc finger BED-type containing 4-like 2. Gene Ontology annotation, cellular component: nucleus. Gene Ontology annotation, biological process: regulation of transcription by RNA polymerase II. The transcript has 2 exons. The record is from RefSeq and is a predicted model, not a curated record. Lineage: Eukaryota; Metazoa; Chordata; Actinopteri; Osteoglossiformes; Osteoglossidae. Gene Ontology annotation, molecular function: DNA binding; protein dimerization activity. Bases 466 to 3270 code for a protein of 934 amino acids.
CAUAAACUGUUCAUCCGCGGGGCCGGCUUUGAGCAGACUUUUUCGAGCGCCAGCACUGCGACGGUAACGACGAAAUGUCUGCGCACCGUUACGGUGUCGCGCUCGCGGUACCGCUGGCUAAUUAGCUUAGCAUCAGCUGCACGUCCACAUCAGUGAACUGCAGGCGCGGCUCCCUAACCGUUAGCCGAACGGCUGACAGCUGCCGAGGCGUAACGCUCCCUCGUCACAUUCAUCACCAUCAGUAGACAUUAAUGGGAGCCGCGCAAAAUCCUCAGCUACUACCUGAGGCAACUACUAGCUGCGUACGUGUGCGCGCGAUUCUUCCUUCCUUCAUCGCUGUUACUUCAUAUGAUGUGUCAUUUCAGACAGUGUGUGCAAAUAAUAAAGAGAUUACAUGAAGCGUUUUAAAUAACACUUGCUUCUUGCAUAGCAGGGUGUAUAACGAGGAAACCUGGGAGCGGAAACAUGGAAACGCUCGCGAGCCGAGUCGCGCGCAUGAAUAAUGCAAUGACCUGGUGGUCUUCCCUCCCUUCAUCCUCAAUGAAUUUCCCAGGCUACUCGCUGUCCAGCAGCGUCGGGCCGACCCUCAAGAGGCGAAUCGAGCGGCUUUCGGGGGGAAUGGGACGCCCGCUGUACUGUGCCGCAGUCGACCGGCGCAAGUCAAAGGUGUGGAACUACUACACGCAGCUGAGCGAGACCCACGUGGAAUGCAACGUGUGCAAAAAGCAGCUGUCCUUCCACAACAGCACCACCACCAUGAGGGAGCACCUCGUCCGUAAGCACAGCAUCCGGGACAACGGGCCCCAUCCCACCGUCAACACCAUGCUUGCCUCCGCUUCGGCGACGCUGCUCCCGCCCAUGCCCCAGCCGAGCUACCCCGGCAACAGCGCAUCGACGCCCACCACGGCGACAGCCUGCAUACUGCAGCCCGUGGUUUCCCUAGUGGUCAAGGAGGAGGUGCAGGACGCGGACAUCUCGCCCGAGUCCGGGGACGCCAAACGGGCCCGGACCACAUGUGGGACCAAUAGUGCUGGAGCCGGUGCUUCGAGCACAAAUGCGCUGUCGAGUCAAGACCAGGAUGUGGCGCAGUCCUCGCUCUCUGGAUUUGUGUACAAUGAGAGCAGCAGCACUGGGAACGGCGGCGGUGGCGGCAGCACGAGGAGCUGCAGUAACAAGAGGGCUGCCCUUCUCACCGAACUCAUUUUGGAGAUGGUGUUCAGAGAUCUGCAGCCGCUCUCGCUCAUGGAGGAGCGAGGUUUCCGGAUGCUCUUGAGCUGCUUAGAGCCACAUUAUCAUGUGCCUUCGCCUUCUCAGCUCGGCAGCCUGCUGUGGCACCGUUACCAUGUCCUGAAGCAGCACCUGGAGCAACACCUGCAAGCGAGCCUGGCACCGGGCUGCCUAGCGCUGUGCACCGAACGGUGGCGCUCUGUGGCAGGCUGCGGGGUGGGUGGCAGCGGCGGCCAGCUAUACUCUACUGUGAGCGCGCAUUUUGUCGACAAGGACUGGCGCCUGGCUCGCUGCGUGCUCGAAACCCGUCCCAUACGGGAGUUUGGCGAUGAAGCUGCGGGCAGAAGUGGUAUCCAGCUGGGUGACAUGCUGAGGGCGGUUCUGUCUGAAUUCCAUCUCCCAGAAAGCUUUGUGUUCUGUGUGGUGCAUGACACGCCCUGGGUCAUGGAUGCCCGGGGGGCAGGUCAGCCUGAUCAGGAGCAAAGUUACCAGCAACAGGAAAAGCGACCGGAUGUGCUGUCCCGCAGGGUCGGCCCUGAGCAAACAUCUGUCCAGAGUCUCCCCGCAGGCUGGGUGGCGCUGCACUGCGCCGGGGACGCGCUCAAACUCUGCGUUCAGGAGGGGCUCUGGGACGAGCCUGUGAGACAGGCGUUGGCCGCUGCUCGCGGGAUUGUGUUGCACUUCCAGCAUGACGCAAACGCCGCAGCGGCGUUGAGCCAAAAAGCGGAGGCCGCCAACAAGGCUGGGGCGCGGCUGCUUCUGGAUGACCCCGGACGCUGGGCUACUGCUAUAGACAUGUGCGAGAGCCUUCUAGAGCUCAAGUGGGUUGUGAGCUCAGUGCUGGAGGAGCAGAAGGCCACGCCCAACCUGGCUGACCACCAGUGGCGCCUUCUGCAGGAGCUGGUGCCCAUAUUGAGGACGGUGCGCAUUGCCGCCGCCUUCCUGAGUGAGGAUACUAAUGCGCCCAUUUCCGCCCUCAUGCCCUGCCUUCACGGCGUCUCUCGUCUCCUCGGGCAACGCAUGGCGGAGAGCGGCUGUGCCGUGGCUCAGGGCGUGAUGCAGCGGCUGCGUGCCGGAAUGGAGAAGCGCUGGAGACUUGGCGAGGAGGACGUCCUGCAGGACAGCCCUGCUGUGCUCUCUUCCUUUCUGGACCCCAGGUUCAAGGAGCUGCGCUUUCUCAGCCCGCACGCGCGGAGCAAACUACAUGACAAGGUCAAAGAGCUGCUGUCGGCUCAGGCGUACACUGAAGACGGGGAAAGUGAGAGGGUCGAAGACGAGGAGGACGAGGAUGACGAGGUGAGGGAGGGCCCGGGGGCCGAGCUGGCGCUGGGACUGGCCGAUCCCCUUUCGGCGCCGGCCGAAGCCACGCCGGACUCGCCCGUGUCCUGCGGCUCGGCCGAAGAAGGCGACAUUAUCGUGCUGAAGCAGCAACAGAGCGUGACUCCGGGCUGCCUGAGCGCUCCAAAGCAGAGUGCUGAGCUCGCGCUGGGAGGCGGCACCGCUAACCGGACGACCGGCCAGUCGAAGGGCGACACCCAAGCAGUGCCUCGCGAGCGCGUCAGUCCCGUGCCUCAGAGUAUGUACGACAUCCUGCUGGGCGAGGACCCCACCGAGAGAAUGCCCGAGAUACACCAGCAGCUCGAGAACUACAUUGCGGAGCCGCUGUGCAAGCGGAGCCUGUCACCACUCAACUGGUGGCGAGCGAAGGAGCACCGGUUCCCCGCCGUAGCAAGACUGGCGCGCAAGUACCUGGCCAUUCCUGCUACGGCCGUGCCGGCGGACAGGGCCUUCGCUCCCAGGGAGACCUCUGUCGCGCAGCGCCGGGCCACAAUGGGGCCACAGCACCUGGACCACAUUCUUUUCCUGCAUCAGAACUGCAAUUACAUGGAGCACCUGAAGGGUGGGCACGGGGGCGGGCGGGAUGGCAGUGGGGGCGGAGCAAACAGCAGCGCCAGCCACGGCAGCCAGCAGAGCCGCGAGACCCUGUAUCAGUCGCUCGUGUCCUACGAAAACAAGGCGUGGGUGACAAGUGACGAGCUCUGAUCGCUGUCCCCUCACCUUUACCGUACUGAGUGCGGUGAAAGGUGCUUGACGAGAAUGUAUGUGCACCGACGGCAAACCUGCCAAAAGAGCAGAAACAGCAGCGAAUUUUUUUUUAGGAGUCCUGUGAACAUGUUGUCUACUGUAGCUGUUGUGUUUGGAGUAUCGAUACGUAGGUACAGUGUUUGCAAUAUAUGCAUUAAUGGUAUGCUUUGUAGCAUCUGAUCUAAACAUGAAAAAAACCCGCUUGUGAUACAAGGAUGUAUAAGAAGUUAUUUUUAGAAUUUAAUUCACACUCUUGGGGAACAUUUACACUGUGUCACAUUUCAAAUUUGUACUAUAAUUUACUAGUGUUGUAUUUUACACUAUAUCUGUGUAUACAUGAGAUGUGUGUUUUUCCUCAAAGAACAAUGACUACCGAGUUCAGUUGUUAGACGACGUCCAUUACUGGACACGUGUGUGUCCCCAGACUGCCUCCGUGUUCACUGUUAAAAUGGAUCGGCAGUGUCCCACUGAGAUGCUCAGCUCCUGCAGUUCAUGCUCUUGGCAGUGUUUUUAAUGGACCUUGCUGUUCCAUUCAGCAAUUUAAGGUUUAAAGAGCUACGGAGUGAAGAACUAACUUCGGGAUCCCCAAACUAAAAACUUUAUGAAAACAUAAGUAAUCUGUAUGGACUGAAGAAUUAUGGGAGACAUAAUUAAGAGCCAGAGAAAAAGACUCGGUGUAACAAUUUGUUUUAAGACCCUCCUGCACUUUAUUUCAACUUUUAAAGACAUUUCUCCAGAAAUGUGCUCAUGUACCAGUUUGUUCUUACUGAGCAAGAUCGCGGUACUGGCUGUACCCUGGCACAAAGUGCUCUGUCUUCUCUACUCUGGUAUUUGACCUCCUGCAGUCAUUCAGCUGUUUUUAUGGCUUUACACAAAAUACUGUACAGUGCUUCCAUUUGUGCCAUUGUUUAUUUGCUUACAUUGUUUACCAGGGUUGAGAAGAAAACAUUUUGUGGUGCUGAGUCAUGUAAGCAGGUAAGAGUGGAACACGAGCAACUGUCCUGGUCCCCUUUCACCACCACCCAACAUGCAGUCCUAACGUGAGCUUUCUCUUGCAGUGUCAGCUCCUGAGCCGUGCCGAUGCCACUCUCCCCAACAGGCCGCUCUGUCUGGUGCUGCCCGCAUCUUUCUGUGAGGCGCUCUGGCGCUCAGCCCUCACAUACCCCCUGAGAGGGAGGCAAUGGAGGACAACAGACUCUGGAGGGAGACGCGCACACCUGGGGGUCUUUGGCGACUCCCCUCUCACUUGUAGAACAAACCUCCUGGUC